AUGGCAGACAAAGACACUGUAGAGAAGUUCCUUGACAACAACCCACAGUUUGCUAAGGAGUACUACGACAAGAAAGUCAAGGCAGAUGUGAUCACUGCUGCCUUCAACAACCAGGUCCAGGUCAAAGACCCAGCCUCUUACAAUGAUGUCACCACCAUCCAGGAGGCUGAGUUCAUAUUCGAUCUCAUAAGGGGGAUGCAAGGCAACACCCCGAUGGAAAAAGCCCUGCAUACAAUUCUCCAGAGGAUUGCUCUGCUGGUCCAGGCCGAUCGCUGCAGCUACUUUGGCUACAGGGCACGUAACGGAAUUCCUGAGCUGACCACGGUCCUCUUCGACGUGUCACACAAUUCUCCAUUUGAAAAGAAUUUAGUGGAUCCCAAUGCAGAGAUUGUUUUUCCCACCGACAUGGGAAUUGUUGGAUGGACGGCACACUCCAAGAAGCCUCAGAACAUUGCUGAUGUCAAGAAGGAUUCUCAUUUCAGUGACUUUGUGGAUAAACAGAAAAAAUAUACCACGAAAUGCAUGAUUACUGCUCCCAUUAUGUGUGAGAAGGAACCCAUUGGUGUCAUCAUGGCACUCAACAAACAAGGUGCUGAUGCAUUUUCAAAGAGUGAUCAGGAGCUCUUUAAUAAAUAUGUGAACUUUGCUGCUGUGGUCGCUCUCCAAGCCCACACUUCAUGCAUGUGGGAUAUAGAGUCCAGGAGAAGCCAGGUGUUGCUGUGGUCAGCCAGCAAAGUCUUUGAAGAGCUGACAGAUAUUGAGAGGCAGUUUCACAAAGCCUUGUACACAGUGAGGACAUAUAUCAAGUGUGAGAGAUACUCCGUGGGACUCCUGGACAUGACCAAAGAAAAGGAAUUCUUCGAUGAGUGGUCAAUCAAACUAGGUGACCAGGAGCCAUACAAAGGCCCCAAGACACCUGAUGGGAGAGAAAUCAACUUCUACAAGAUUAUUGACUACUUGCUGGAAGACAAAGAGGAGAUUAAAGUUAUCCCUGGCCCUCCUGCUGACCACUGGGCUCUGGUCAGCGGACUCCCAACAUAUGUGGCUGAAAAUGGAUUUAUCUGCAACAUGAUGAAUGUUGGAGCAGAUGACUACUUCGCAUUUCAGAAAGAAAUGGUGGAUGAGACUGGAUGGAAGAUUAAGAACGUCCUGUCCCUCCCCAUUGUCAACAAAAAGGAAGAAAUUGUUGGUGUUGCUACUUUUUACAAUAGAAGUGAUGGCAAACCAUUUGACGAGAAUGAUGAACAAAUUACAGAAGCUCUAACCCAGUUCCUUGGCUGGUCCACUCUGAAUAGCGACACAUACGACAAACUGAACAGGACAGAGUGGAGGAAAGAUAUUGCACAGGAAAUGCUCAUGUACCAGACAACAGCCACACUAAAUGACGUGCAGACCAUUCUGAACACUCAAGACAAGUUGGGCUCUGCACCAGAGGACUGUGACCAGAAGGAGAUGUACAAACUGUUGAGAGGCAACAUCCCUGACGCCAAGAAGGUGGAGCUGCUUGAGUUCCGCUUUAGUGACUUCCCCUUGUCAGAGUUGGAACUCAUCAAGUGUGGCAUCCGCUGCUUCUUUGAGCUGGGGGUGGUAGAGAAGUUCAAAGUCCCAGCUGAGAUCCUGACACGCUGGAUGUACACCGUUCGCAGGGGAUACCGUGACAUCACCUACCACAACUGGAGGCAUGGCUUCAACGUUGGACAAACCAUGUUCGCUUUGCUGCUAACAGGCAAACUGAAGAAGUAUUACUCCGAUCUCGAGGCCUUUGCCAUGGUAGCUGCCGGAUUCUGCCACGAUAUUGACCACAGAGGAACCAACAAUCUCUACCAGACAAAGAGUUUAUCCCCACUGGCAAAACUGCACAGCUCCUCAAUUAUGGAGCGGCAUCAUCUUGAGUACAGUAAGACACUGAUGGAGGAUGAGAACCUGAAUAUCUUCCAAAACCUUCAGAAGCGUCAGUUUGAGACGGUGCAGCAUCUGUUUGAAGUUUGCAUAAUUGCCACUGAUCUCGCCCUUUACUUCAAGAAGAGAACAAUGUUCCAAAAAAUUGUGGAAGCUGUGGAGGUCAUGCCAGAGGAGAAAGACAAGAUCAACUACAUCUCCAACAAUGCAACCAGGAAGGAAAUUAUCAUGGCAAUGAUGAUGACAGCUUGUGACCUGUCAGCUAUUACAAAGCCAUGGGAGGUUCAGAGCAAGGUCGCUCUAAUGGUGGCAGCAGAAUUUUGGGAGCAGGGAGACCUCGAAAGGACAGUCCUUGACCAGCAGCCUAUUCCAAUGAUGGACAGAAAUCAUGCUGAGCAGCUGCCUAAGAUGCAGUGUGGAUUCAUUGACUUUGUCUGCUCCUUUGUGUACAAGGAGUUUUCUCGCUUCCACACAGAGAUUACCCCCAUGUUCAAUGGGCUGAAUAUCAACAGAGGCGAGUGGAGAGCUCUCGCAGAUGUCUACGAGGCCAAGAUGAAGGCUAUCGAAGACGAGAAGAAAAAGCUGGAAGGUGGAGGCGAACAAGGUCAAGCUGGCGGGAAUUCAAAGACAUGCGUUAUCUUCUAGACCUCCAUUUUAUGAAUGUUUGUCUGGAUGUGUAUUUGUACAGUGUGUGUAUGCGCACAAGCAUGUGUUCACAGGUGAGGGAAUUCUAAUGUGCAAAAAUCCCUAAAUGAAUAUUUUUAUAUAUACUGUAUAUAUCCUCUGAUACAGGAAUCUGUUUAAGUUGGCACCAAUCUUGAGCACUUAUAGUUUGUAUGUAAUACUAUGAAAACGUUCUUGUACUAAAAGAAGUGAACUUCAUCAUUAUAACUAUUUAUACCGAAUAUAAUAUAAGGAUAUUUAGGUCACUUUUUUUGCUUUGGACAUGAUAUAAUUAGAAAUAUUAGGCUGCAAAUAUGAUGCAGUUAUAUCUGGAUACUUUUGGUAUAUAAAUACUACAAUAAAAUGCUUUUAUUUUGUAGAGAAAGAGCUCACUAAACAAAAGUACUAGUUGCAAGUGCUAGUAGUGCUUUCAAAAUUUCAAGAAUAUGUCCCUGGCAAAUUAGUGAGAGAUGUAAGAAGAUUUGACUGAAUUGGAUUUGGUUAUAAGCCACCUCAAGUCCCUAGGCUUUUCUUUUUAAUCCCCCUGCUUACAUAAAGUAAAAAUACUGUUGUCCUGCUCAUUAGAGUAUAUGUGGCAUUUACAGGACAGGAAGGUGUCAUGUGAAAACACUCUGCACCAUGUAUAAGAGAAAUGGCAUUUAAGUGUGAACAACACAUACAUUAUAAUGUGUUUAGAUUUCUCAAAACACAACUUGUGAUUCUAUUUUCUGAGGCAAAAGUUUAACAUAAGAACUUUGAAUCUCAGAGAAUGCAACC
Perca fluviatilis (European perch) is the source of this 3339-nucleotide messenger RNA. RefSeq names its product cone cGMP-specific 3',5'-cyclic phosphodiesterase subunit alpha'-like. The transcript has 22 exons. The coding region runs from base 1 to 2544 and encodes 847 amino acids. Lineage: Eukaryota; Metazoa; Chordata; Actinopteri; Perciformes; Percidae. The record is from RefSeq and is a predicted model, not a curated record. Gene Ontology annotation, molecular function: 3',5'-cyclic-nucleotide phosphodiesterase activity; protein binding. Gene Ontology annotation, biological process: signal transduction; visual perception.